Populus nigra (black poplar) is the source of this 2481-nucleotide messenger RNA. RefSeq lists its product as uncharacterized. Bases 269 to 2077 code for a protein of 602 amino acids. Gene Ontology annotation, molecular function: GTP binding; GTPase activity. The record is from RefSeq and is a predicted model, not a curated record. Lineage: Eukaryota; Viridiplantae; Streptophyta; Magnoliopsida; Malpighiales; Salicaceae. The transcript has 16 exons.
GCAAAAACAAUUUCCCUGCACUUCUCCUUUGUAGAUGCGAAAUCUACCUCCAUGUGUUUCCACAAAUCGUAACGUACACCAAUCUCCAUGGCCUCUCUCUCGAGAUCCAAUUCCUUCCUUGAAAAAAAACCCUUUGUACCUUGCCUUCUCCUGCACAGCCUCUUUUCUCUUUGCAGUUUUUAAGCUUAACAUAAAAACAAACAGGUAAUUUGACUUUGCUGCUGCAUUUGGAAUAUAAAGCAACGACGAUCUCCAGCAAUUCUAAAUCAUGAAGAUUUCUUGUUGGAUUUUGAUUCUAUGGCUUCUUCUUUGCAUUCUCGCAUCUGGGUCUCUUUCAAUUGACAAUUUUAACCAAGCGUUUCCUAUCAUUGAACCUGAUCCUGGCCAUACAAAACUUCGUCUUUCAAGUGAAGGCUUGGAAGCCAUCAAACGAAUAACAAACCCAAUUGCUGCUGUUUCUGUAAUCGGUCCAUAUCGCUCUGGAAAAUCUUUUCUGCUCAAUCAGCUUCUUUCCCUUUCUUGUUACGAAGGUUUUGGUGUUGGACAUAUGCGUGACACAAAGACCAAAGGGAUUUGGGUCUGGGGAACCCCGCUUGAAUUGGACAUCAAUGGAGUGAAAACUUCUGUGUUUUACCUUGAUACAGAGGGAUUUGAAAGUAUUGGGAAAUCUAAUGUUUAUGACGAUCGGAUUUUUGCUUUGGCAACUGUUUUGAGCUCUGUGAUUAUUUAUAAUCUGCCUGAGACGAUCCGAGAAGCUGACAUAUCUCGUCUGUCAUUUGCUGUUGAGCUUGCUGAAGAAUUUUAUGGAAGGUCCACAGGCCAAGAUGUUGCAUUUGAACCUGCAAAACUUCUAUGGCUUAUCCAGCGUGAUUUUCUACAGGGGAAGUCAGUGCAACAAAUGGUGAACGAAGCCCUCCAACAUGUUCCUAACAGUGAUGGGAACAAAAAUAUUGAUCAGGUUAAUCAGAUCCGAGACUCAUUGGCUAUUAUGGGUGAUAACAGCACCGCCUUUAGCUUGCCACAACCUCAUCUCCAGCGAACAAAGCUUUGUGACCUGAAGGAUGGUGAGCUCGAUCCUAUAUAUGUUAAGAAGAGGGAGCAGUUAAAAGAACUUGUUGCUAGCAUUAUUCGUCCAAAGAUUGUGCAGGGUAAAUCUCUAAAUGGAAAGGAGUUUGUAGCUUUCUUGGAGCAGAUACUCGAAGCUUUGAAUAAAGGAGAGAUCCCAUCAACAGGCUCUCUGGUGGAGGUUUUCAAUAAGGGUAUUCUUGAGCGAUGUUUGAAGUUAUACAGUGAAAUGAUGGCAAAGUUACGCUUGCCACUUCCUGAGAAAUCUCUGCAAAAUGUCCAUGACAGCUCUAAAGGGGAAACAAUGAAAUCUUUUGAUGAACAACAUUUUGGCCGUCACCAUGCGAAGAGAUCUGUCAUGCAGCUGGAUGAAGAAAUAGAGAAGGUUUAUAAGAAUUUCAUAAUGGCAAAUGAGUAUCAAUCAGCAAAGCUCUGUGAGGCACUGUAUACCAGAUGUGAGGACAGAAUGGACCAGCUUCAGGUUCUCAGACUUCCUUCCAUGGCAAAAUUCAAUGCAGGCUUCCUGCAAUGCAACCAAAGUUUUGAACGGGAGUGUGUUGGACCUUCAAAGGCAAAUUAUGAGAAUCGAAUGAUUAAGAUGAUGGGGAAAUCAAAAUCUUCAUUUAUAAAGGAAUACAACCACAGGCUAUUCAAUUGGUUGGUGGCCUUCUCCCUCGUCAUGGUGGUAGUGGGCCGGUUUAUUAUCAAGUUUAUUUUGAUAGAAAUUGGUGCAUGGAUACUUUUUAUCUUCUUAGAGACCUACACGAGGAUGUUCUGGUCUGCAGAGUCUCUCUAUUACAACCCAGUUUGGCAUUUUAUUGUUGCAACCUGGGAAACACUUGUCUACAGCCCUAUCCUUGAUUUGGACAGAUGGGCAAUACCACUUGGUUUCGUGGUGGCGAUUUUGGUAGUAUAUUGGCGAUGUUAUGGUGGAAGGAAAAAUGGGUCACGCUGGCUGUUACCUUUAUACAAUAAUCAUAAAGGGGGCACUGAUAGGCCAAGAACAGACUAAAUGAAUUGCUACCAUGUGCCUUGAACAUCUGGCAUAUUCUUUGCUGCAAUCAUUUUGGGUGAGCUUUACUUUUUUUCACAUACAAAGCCCGCCAUUCUUCUUCUUUCCUUUUGUUCCUGGAAACAUUUGUUCUCGGUGCGAGGCUGAUGAUGAGAUGAGUUUUGCCUGGUCACACUAGUAUCAUUUCUCCAUCAUCGUGUCCAGGCCAUUUACAUUGUUGUAAUCUGCUAGUUACUUAAAAUGUCUGUUAUUUCUCGGGUUUAGUUUCCCUAUGCUAAUGCUGUAAAAGUAUAGUCUUAUGAAAUCAUAUUUGACCAUUCAAUUAGAUCUGCAUUACUGACUGUACAGACACAAUAUUAUUCGAUUACAUUAUAAAGAAGAAAAGCUGAUAUUCUAUUCUCUCA